AUGAGUGGCCGCUCCCGCUCCUCCAGUGCCGAGUCCUUCGGGCUGUUCUCCUGCAUCAUCAACCGGGAGGAGCAGGAGCAGACCCACCGGACCAUAUUCAGGUUUGUGCCUCGACACGAAGACGAACCUGAGCUGGAAGUGGAUGACCCUCUGCUAGUGGAGCUCCAGGCUGAAGACUACUGGUACGAGGCCUACAACAUGCGCACUGGUGCCCGGGGCUUCUUUACUGCCUAUUACGCCAUCGAAGUCACCAAGGAGCCCGAGCACAUGGCAGCCCUGGCUAAAAACAGUGACUGGGUGGACCAGUUCCGGGUGAAGUUCCUGGGCUCAGUCCAGGUUCCCUAUCACAAGGGCGAUGUCGUCCUCUCUGCCGCUAUGCAAAAGAUUGCCACCACCCGCCGGCUAACCGUGCACUUUAACCCGCCCUCCAGCUGUGUCCUGGAGAUCAGCGUGCGGGGUGUGAAGAUAGGUGUCAAGGCCGAUGACUCCCAGGAGGCCAAGGGGAAUAAAUGUAGCCACUUUUUCCAGUUAAAAAACAUCUCUUUCCGCGGAUAUCAUCCAAAGAACAACAAGUACUUUGGGUUCAUCACCAAGCACCUCGCCGACCACCGGUUUGCCUGCCACGUCUUUGUGUCUGAAGACUCCACCAAAGCCCUGGCAGAGUCCGUGGGGAGAGCAUUCCAGCAGUUUCACAAGCAGUUUGUGGAGUACACCUGCCCCACAGAAGAUAUCUACCUGGAGUAG
Molecule: messenger RNA, 744 nt
Organism: Homo sapiens (human)
Lineage: Eukaryota; Metazoa; Chordata; Mammalia; Primates; Hominidae
Product: C-Jun-amino-terminal kinase-interacting protein 1-like
Exons: 1
Coding region: 1-744 (247 amino acids)
Source: RefSeq, a predicted model, not a curated record